CUUAAUACUACAUGAGGAAGCAAGACUCAGUACAGUUACAGUAUAACGUGUGAGUGGCCCUUACAAACCCAGGCAGCUGCAGCAGCAGUGUUCACUUACAUCAUUACUGAAGCAACACAACAAUAGAAACAAAACUACAAAUUAUUUUAGUGUCAUAGGGAGGAGAAAAAACCUCUAAGUGCUUAUAACUUGAAGAAGGAACUUUGGUUCCUCUAGCUCUUCCGUCAAAGGAGGUUCUUUAAUGCGGUUAACACAUCAACCAGAUAAUACUGCACAAGAGUAGGAAAGAAUGGAUAGUGGAUGCCUUCCUGAAACUCGUGAGGUGCUUUGUGAACAUUUACGUGUUAAAGUUUGUUACAUUAACCCAGCGCUUGCUGACCAGGUGACAGACAUAUUGGCUGGUGACAGAACAAAUACUGAGAUUAUUGAUUUACUUAAAUCUGAUACUCUCUUAGAAGAGAAUGUUGAGAAAGCAGUUGCAUCUCUUUCUGAACCUGAUUCAGAGGUGCGAGAAUCACUUGGCAUGGCACUUUUCCAUUCUGUUUCAAUACUUGAAAGUGAACUUUGUGCUCAGGUUACUGGGAUGCUGCUAGAACUUCCUAUUCCUACCAUCACACAGUUGUUGAAUAAUGAAGAGGCUCUUAAUGAAGCUGUUAUCAAGGCUCGAGGUGAAUAUCUGAAAUAUAUACAGAAUGAAGGUCAUACAGACGUUCCACUGGCAUCACCCAUAACUCUUAGCAAGGAGAAAGAGGAGUUGGGAGAAGUUAUAUAUGAAAAAAUAGUGUCAAAGUAUCCCCAGGAGGCAGCCAAGUUAACAGGGAUGCUUUUACAAAUGGAUUACAAAGAUCUUUUACGUGUCAUUGCCGAGCCAGAGCUCCUCAAGAAGAAAGCUGAAUUAGCUUUUAGUGUUCUUAGAGCUGAAGGUGAACAACAUCACUAAAAUUGUUUUGAAAGUUUUUCCUUCUUGUCAUCGCCCCAUCUUGUCUCUGGAUAUUUAUCAUGGCUGCCAAACGAAGUGUAGAUGAUAUUUGUGAAGCAUGGACGAUGAUUAAGUGUGACAAUAUAGUUAUGAAAACAAAGGAAGUAAUUAUG
Cherax quadricarinatus is the source of this 1092-nucleotide messenger RNA. Its product is annotated as polyadenylate-binding protein 1-A. Gene Ontology annotation, biological process: protein polyubiquitination; positive regulation of canonical Wnt signaling pathway. The record is from RefSeq and is a predicted model, not a curated record. Gene Ontology annotation, cellular component: cytoplasm; nucleus. NCBI's taxonomy places the organism in Eukaryota, Metazoa, Arthropoda, Malacostraca, Decapoda, Parastacidae. Gene Ontology annotation, molecular function: ubiquitin-ubiquitin ligase activity; RNA binding.